Molecule: messenger RNA, 13325 nt
Organism: Bicyclus anynana (squinting bush brown)
Lineage: Eukaryota; Metazoa; Arthropoda; Insecta; Lepidoptera; Nymphalidae
Exons: 3
Coding region: 220-1815 (531 amino acids)
Source: RefSeq, a predicted model, not a curated record
UAUUUAUUAUUUAUUCAUUGCAAUCUAUAUUCAAUGUACUCUAUGAUUGCAAUUUUCUUCUCCAAUGAUCUCUAUUCUAUUUAUACGAUUUAUGAGUUAAUUCUAUUUCUUGAAAAUUUUCAAUUUUGUAUUGCUAUUACCCUUUCGUGAGUUGCACCGGUGAAAACAGAAAAACGAGCUUAGGUGAAUGAUAAUUUAACCUGUACAAAAUUGAACUCAAUGGAUCUAGAUAGCAUCUUGUGUGAUUGGGAUGAGCAAGUGAUUCAAGAGAAAAGCCAUGGUAAAAGUUAUUUGAAAAAGUCGCAUCUCGAAAAUGAUGAGUUAAAAUCAUCAAGAGAUAAAAAGCUUAGUCGUAUUGAAAGACAUAAAUCAGAAUUAGCAAAUUUUGAAUGUGAUUGGGAAAAGUUCCCAGAAGUGAAGAGAGGCUGGGGUCGUAGAAAAAAAUUUAAAGAUCAAUGUCCUAAUGAUUUUCAGUUGUUUGCAGUCAAAAUGGCUAUUGUAGACCAUAAAUACCCAGAAGUUUUAAUAGAACAAGAAGUUGUAUGGCCUCUUCAUGAUUUCAUAUUUAGUACACUUAUUGCAGCUUCUAAACCAUAUGCUAAAAUUGGUGUCAGCAAUGUUAUAGACGGUGCUCUCCGUGUCAACUGUUUUGGAACCAAAGCUGUUGAUUGGCUUAAAGGAUUGGAGGGAAUUGCUGUUGAGGGAAUUACAUUAAAGAUUUUAGAAGCAAAUGAACUUUCAAAAUUUUCCACCAAAAUUGGUUUGGGAUGUUCUUCUGAUGUUAGUUAUAAUGAACCAAAAGCAACACAGGGACAACAAUCCGAAAGUAAAAAUAUUCACAAUUCACUGCUUACGAAAAAUACGCAUUAUUUUAAAAAGCGGUUAUACAAAAUGGCUAUAGUUAGUGACAGACAUGCAGAUGUUCCAAUACUCGAGAGUGUUGUACCAUCUAUUCAAGCUACUAUUAACAGACUGUUGAAUACUAGCAAUGUCGAUAAGCCUUUAAUUAGAAUAACUCAAGUAUUGAAUGGUGCCAUACAUGUGGAUUGUGAGGGCAAAUCUUCUUUAGAUUGCCUUACUAAAUUAGAAGGAAUGUCUGUGGAAGAUAUUAAAUUAAAAGUGCUUAAAGCAGAGAACCUUGUGGAACCCAUCAAAAUGAUUUGGACUACAAAAAAGCAUUUGACUGAUACUGCCAAGAUGUUGGGGUAUCUGCAAAGAUGGAAUAAAGAAUUAAAGACAGGCAAUUGGAGAAUAGUGUACACUUAUAUCUCAGGAUUUUAUUUACGAAGGUUAGUUCUAAUGGAUUUAGUGUCGGCAAACAUUAUUAAAAAGGCUAAUUACAAAUUAUUUGCUGGUGUUGAGUUUACUCAAUUUAUACUCUGUGAAAAUAAAGGUUCAAUGAGUGAAUUUGAAGUGGACAAGCAUGAUUGUACAUCAAGAUUGUCUUUUGAGACACCUGGUGCUGGCAGAGUAGGAAUCUGCAAUGUAGAAUCUAUGACAGAGACCCAGAUGAAUUUGGUGUAUGCUACAUUAAUAAAAACCAUGCAACACCAGGCAGCAACUGCUGCCAGAGGCAGUGGCCCUCAGUUUGGAGAUCUUUCCUUUAAACAUGGCUGGAUACUUGUGACCUUUGCAAAUCAGCGCAGCAAAGAAUGGCUUGCCAAAGAAGUCUUGAGUUGCAGGCCGUGGCCUGAGGCACAGCUCUCGCUAGUACAGGAGAGUGAACUUCCAGAGCUAAAACAUGCCACAACUCGUGAUCCAAAAUUAGAAAUAAGCUCAACCUCUGUAGCAAUUGGUAGUAUAAAGAUUGAAUAAAAAUCACUUUGAACACCUUUAGAUUUCUUCAAAAACCUAAUAAGAAGGAAACUUUUGUUGGAAGAUCCUGCAAUUAAUAUCCUCAAUUCAAGCUUUCAAGGCUUGUAGGGAAGUUUUAAGAAUUAGAAACAUGCUUGUAAAAACAGCUCAUGAAAACAAAACAAAAGGAGCAAGAUAUUAAGAAGAUGGUAGAAAAAUCCAUCAGGUCAGUGAUAAAACCUUGGGGACAUCAUAACAGCCAGCUUAUAUGAUUUGCAGUUUGUUAUGGGUUUAAAAAGAAGAGUGAGUUGGUUGAGUUUAUUACGAAACCAGCUUGUCUCGGUUUCGAUUAGAAAUCAUAUGUAGGAAUGUUUGUGCAAAGUCCAAAAAAGUGAAAACUGUUUUGGGUCUGUCUAGAUCCAGCUUAUAUGAUUUGCAGUUUGUUAUGGGUUUAAAUAGAAGAGUGAGUUGGUUGAGUUUAUUACGAAACCAGCUUGUCUCAGUUUCGAUUAGAAAUCAAAUGUAGGAAUGUUUGUGCAAAGUCCAAAAAAGUGAAAACUAUUUUGGGUCUCUCUAGAUCCAGCUUAUAUGAUUUGCAGUUUGAUAAGGGCUUUAAUAGAAGAGUGACUUGGUUGAGUUCAUUAUGAAACCAGCUUGUCUCAGUUUCGAUCAGAAAUCAAAUGUAGGAAUGUUUGUGCAAAGUCCAAAAAAGUGAAAACUAUUUUGGGUCUGUCUAGAUCCAGCUUAUAUGAUUUGCAGUUUGUUAUGGGUUUAAAAAGAAGAGUGAGUUGGUUGAGUUUAUUACGAAACCAGCUUGUCUCGGUUUCGAUUAGAAAUCAUAUGUAGGAAUGUUUGUGCAAAGUCCAAAAAAGUGAAAACUGUUUUGGGUCUGUCUAGAUCCAGCUUAUAUGAUUUGCAGUUUGUUAUGGGUUUAAAUAGAAGAGUGAGUUGGUUGAGUUUAUUACGAAACCAGCUUGUCUCAGUUUCGAUUAGAAAUCAAAUGUAGGAAUGUUUGUGCAAAGUCCAAAAAAGUGAAAACUGUUUUGGGUCUGUCUAGAUCCAGCUUAUAUGGUUUGCAAUUUGUUAUGGGUCAUUGUCGCUUUUGUGCAACUUCACGAUAAGCACUGUUUUUCAGUUUAAGUACAUAAUAACUUCCUUCACGAUGGUAUGGAUACAUAAUGAAUUGUCUUUGUGGAGUAAACAUUGCCCAUUUGAGACAGAUACAUCAUAACCUCGCACCAGGAACACAUUUGCGCUUUUCAUUGUAACUGCCACCUGGAACUUCCACACAUUCCAGUUUUUCUGGCCCUCCAGUCUGAUGACAUUUGAAGUCAACGCGCGUUAAGGUUUAUCCCCACGAUGCUUAAUGUCGUACUAUAAACCUUCACACGCCGCUUGGCAAAACGUAUUAUUGUCCCGCUGACUACGGCACGUUAUUCCUUGCCGUGCCGUACACACUAUGUUGACACUGGGACGUUUGCAUGUAUAAAUUAAAAGACUAUAAAAUGGAAUAUAUAAUUUAAACUGAGUACAUCGAAUAAUUAAGAAUGUGCAUCGGUAAGUGGUAUGCAUUCGAGUUCCGAGUGUAUGGGCCACGCGCAAAAUUCCAUUCCAUUAAAUAGAAUUAUAAGCUGGGACUAUAACCUGUUAGGACUUGCAUUUAAUUAAUACUAGGUAUGAGGAAUUGUGGAACUGUAUAUAAUUCUUUGUAUUGUAUUUUAUAUUGUUUCUGUGGCGACAUAUAUAUAUGUAUACAUACUAUAGUAUGUAUAGUAUAUAUAAAUACAUUUGCAAGUCUCAAUUCUUCAGCCUGAGACUGAAGAAUUGAGACUUGCAAAUUUAUUUAUGAUAGCUCGUACUACAUGUCGGAGGUUGAUUGAAUAAAUGCUGAUUUAGGCUAGGAAAUAGCUUUUUGUCGAAUAAAUAGCUCUUUAUCGAAAAACAUUUUUAAAGCAUUGAUUUGAAACUUGAUAGCAUUGGAUCGAAUCUCAAAUUAUUUAGAAGAAACAUAAAUCUAUUUCUUGACAUCGUCAUACGGAAGAUUUCUACACCUGUCCCAUCCCAUAAAUCGUUUGUGUUUUGUCGCCCUGAACGAAAUAAUCCACUUUCGCUUUCGAUAUAACGCUUUCAAUUCGGUCAUUGUAGUUUCGCCGGUUGUAGAGUCCUGUAUCUUCCUAUUUGCGGGUAAAUAAAGUAUGCAAAUAAAGCGUUUUCUUAUUACGCGUAACUUCUUUAAUUCUUAGCAUUCUAAAGGAGUUUUCUUAUUUUUGAAAGGUCUUUUUACACCCAUUGGUUCAGUUACUAUAUUUUCACAAGUUGUCAUUGUAGCCUGUCGUAUAGAUUCUUUAGCCCAGCGUGUACCAUCUUUACCUAUGUAAUAUGCAGUAUUUGGACGACAAAGUUGGUUGAGGGUAGGUUAUGUGUCUGAUAAAAGGGCAGGUGAAUGAUUUUCUUCUUCUAAAGUAGGUGAUAAUAUAUAGAAGUUCCUAUUUUCUGAUGUAGAGGCUCUAGUGAGGAUGCAUGCAGAUUUCUUGUGCUAAUUCUUCGUCGUUUUUCUGGUACUCUACUCUACAACAUUAUCUUUGAAAAUUUGUCGCAAAGCGACGUUCAUGUCAUGUUCCACAUCGACCUCACCUCUAAUUUUAUGACGCCUUUCACGAUACUCCUCCGCCAUACAUGAAGUAAAUAAAUAUUGCGUCCAUUCUGAUCUUUUCAACGGCCCUAGUAGCAGCAUCUCGUUUAGGUCUAUUACAUUCGGACUGACUAGUAGGUAUGCUUUCUAUAAUAGACUAUUCUAGUAGCUGAGUAGACUGUUGAGAAUAUCCCUCAUUUUUUUAGAAUGAUUUUAUCUGUACCUUCAGAGAAGUUACACUCUACUUCUUGGACUUAGAUGGUUCCCGCUAUAUCCUCAAUGGGCUUCCAUUUAUAUACCAUUACUUAAUGUUAGAGAAUCUGACGGUUUCAAUAUGUGUUCAAUUUCACUAUCUACGCAGGUGAGGGCAGAGGAAGACAGCUUCAAUUUCCUUUACUAUUGUGUCAAAUUCGUUAUCUUUUAGAAAGUGUUUCUGUAAUGAACGCUUCAAUGUUUCACAAUUUCCACCAAACUUUCAUAGAAUCCACCGAACCAUGGUGUGAGAGCUGAUAUAAAUCUCCAUUGUAUUUUGUACUCUAAACAAUAGGAUUGUGUUAAAAUUUCUGGGAUUAAUUUAAAUUGUACAGCAUUGUCAGAUGUAAAUAAAUGUUGGUAUACCUCUGAAAGCUAUCAUUUAUCUUAAAGCUCUAAGGCCUUCUUCUGCUGUAAGAUGUUGCACUACUUUCAAAUGGAUAGCUCGUAUUGCUAGACACGUGAAAAGAGAAAUCCAUAUUCCAUAUAACUCUUACUGCUAUUAACUACAACUGGUCCAAGAUAAUCUAAACCAGUGAAAGUGAAUGGUGAACUGUAAUUAACCCUUUCAGAUGGCAAAGCUGGUGUCGGUGGUAACUUAUAAGGUCCUCCCGCCUUAUUUAAAACAUAUAAGGGAUUUCCUUUAUAUUUUCUGAACUUAACGUUUGCCUUGUCGAAUCCAAUAAGUCUCUUAUUAUACUUAUUAAUGUAUGGUUAGCAGUUAGCACCCACAUAGAGAUUCUUAUUAUGUGUCUUUGUAUUUGUUAAAUCAGAAUCUUAUGGUAGUAGUAUAGGAUAUCUUUUGUCAAAAUACCAAUUUGUAUUUCUUCAUCCUUCCUUUGCAUCUUAGUAUCUCAUCAAUAUCAAGAAAUAAACCCAAUUUCCGGCUUAAAUUAGUUUCUUUCCCAUGAAUCUCAUUUUUUAACAAUUUUUUUUUAUUUCUUUUAAACUAUUUUUUUAUUUUCAUUUACUUCUUCUUCAUUCUCCUUACAUCUCAUAGGAAUCGCCUCUGUUGUUCCAAAAUCUUCUUCUUCACAUACGGAAGAUCCUCUCCGAGCGAAAGUGAAGUGACAGUUGGUGUCAAUUGAGGCCAUACUUGUGGCACCUGUGUUAAAUUUCUGGACCUUCUAACCAUUUCCUUUUGUUCUCUAAUAUGUCAAUUGUUUUGUAGCUACAUCUGCUGGAUUUAAUUCUGAUGGUAUAUGUUUUAUAAUUAAUUCCUUGUUAGGUACUUUGAUUUCUUGAAUUCUUCUUGAUACAAACGGUCUUAAAAGUUUAGACGAUUUGUACCAUUCGAUAUCAAUUUGACUGUCAGUCCAAAAUACCCGUUUUGUUAUUUUUAUAGGAAGAUCCUUAAAAAUGAAUUUAACAAGACAUAGACAAUUUAUAGAUACAUAAUAGAUAUAUAAUUUUAGACAUAAUAGCGAUACAAAUUAUUAUGUCUUUCUUUUUGCAUUGUGCCCGCGAACGUAUUUUCAUUAAUAGUCUAUAUAGACUCCUUGGUGCAACGAUAGCAUCGCCUAUGAACAUCUCAGGGGCAUUUCUAAGAACUUUAUAUUUCGUGCGAUGUAGACUUCACUAUCUCGUUGUAAAAAAGCUGUCACACGAGAUUUUCAAUUCCCAUUCCAAUUUAAAUUGGUGCAGUGGAAGGAAUAAUUGGUGCUUUAAGGUUAAAGUAGUAUUUCAAAAUAAGGUUGAAUAUUCAAAAUCUUCUCUGUUUGUGUUGACCCAUCUAGAUGUAAAGUUCUUAUCAAUAUAAAUUAAUAAGCCCAAUCACAAGACAGCUACUGUAAACUUAACGGAACUCCCUUAGCUGACCUUCGUCUCCAUACCAGACCGCUAAUGACAGUCCCAAUACAUCUAGUUGUAAAGUUCUCAUCAAUACAAAUUAAUCAAGCCAAAUCACAAGUCAGCUGCUGUAAAUCGUUGACGAGUUCCAUUAUGUGUCCUUUGUCUCCAUCACCAGACCGCUAAUGACAGUCACAACACAUCUAGAUGUAAAGUUCUCAUCAAUGCUGUUUCGCGUGAUUCGUCAGUCGCGUGUACUGUGUACAUGCGGUUUACUGCUGCAUUAGCGGCGGUCAUUUUACUGUUGUAUUCGUCAACUUGUUAAACAGUGGGAUAAAUGCAAACCACGGCACCAUCCGCAAAAUCUCCUAUUAAUGGGAUCCUGCUCCUUUCACAUAACAUAAAUUAAAUUGUCAUAAGUUGAUUUCUGCCGAGCAUCACGUUGGUUGCAUGAAACACCAAUUCCCUUUCACAGGUGGUAGCUGCAUUAUGUCACCAUAAAGUUCAAUUGCAGUCUUAGGUGUAUCAUACGAAGGUUUUCAUAAGAGACCAUAGAGAUUUCGUCGAUGAUUAGCCAAUGAAUGUCACGCCACUUCUCUCUUCUCUCUUGUUCCAAUUUAUGUCCAGUCAUGCGUGUGUAAAAGAGCCGUGACAGCCCAGUGGAUAUGACCUCUGCCUCCGAUUUCGGAGGGUGUGGGUUCGAAUCCAGUCCGGGGUAUGCACCUCCAACUUUUCAGUUGUGUGCAUUGUAAGAAAUUAAAUAUCACGUGUCUCAAUCGGUGAAGGAAAACAUCGUGAGGAAACCUGCAUUUCAGAGAAUUUCUUAAUUCUCUGCGUGUGUGAAGUCUGCCAAUCCGCAUUGGGCCAGCGUGGUGGACUAUUGGCCUAACCCCUCUCAUUCAGAGGAGACUCGAGCUCAGCAGUGAGCCGUAUAUGGGUUGAUAACGACGACGAUGCGUGUGUAUGGCUGUAUGCUUUCAAUUGGCAAAUAAAAAAUGGCGUGGAGGGUUUUACCAAAAAUUUGACGAGCGGCAACUCCAGUCAAUGAUGCUACUUCCACAAAAAUUGGUUUUAGUAAUGAGUCUACAGUUGGAACAUAACAACGCUCGAGUAAUUUCAGAUUAUUGUAUUCGUCAACCUGUUUGACGGUCGGGAAUAUUCGGAUCACAACACCAUGCUUAAAUUCUUCAUCUAAAGCCACUCUUCUCCUCUGACAGAGCAGUUCCAUCUGACUUGUGGUCAAAUUGUCUGCGCGUAAAUUGUUCAACAGGUCAACUGUAUCAUUUCGUUGUGUCAUGUUAAUCGUUAAUUCGGGUUCCCAAACUUAUAAGUAUCACCUCCUUACUGCUUAAAAUUACCAUGCCUGCACCUCUCCUCGGCCCAGGGCCCAGCAAGUAGUAGCAAAUGGGCUCGCCAAACAAUUGUAAAAUAAAAUAAUAAGGGUAAUAAAGUAAAAAAAAAAAAAAUAUGUUUAUUAUAAAAAUAUUGCUUUUACAUACUUAAAAGAAUCAAUGAAGGACGGAUGAGUUUGUAUGUUUUUAACAAGAUUUCCAAUUCUGGAUUCAAUAGAAGAAAGUGCACAACGUAGAUCACUAGCAAUAUCUAGUGUGCUUCUAUACUUUGUAUUUAUUGCUACACCUGCUGAAAACGCUUUUUCGCACAAGUAAGUGCUUGAAAAAUGUAAAAACAAUUUUAGUGCUUGCUCUGCUGUGCUGGGAUAAACUUUGAGAUAUUUAACCCAAAAUUGUGCCUUAUCCAUCUUCUCAAAAUCGUAUUUUCAGAAUCAUUUUUGAUUUCCAAACCUUCCUCUUGUAAUGCAUCUGGCAGCAUUUCUAUGUCAACAUGAAACAGAUCGGUCGCUAUUCGAUAAAUAAUAUUAUCGAACGAAUCGGGAAAGUAGCGCUUGAAUUCGUCCGUGAGCUGCUGCAAAUGGUUUGAUAUUUUAUUCUUGGUAUCAAUUUCUCAUACCAACAUCUCCUUAUAGCACGCUUCUACUAUGAUCGCAAAUAGUUUAGGAAAGCAGGAAUAGUUGGACGUGAAUGGCGGAGAAGCGUUAUGCCCAGCUGCAUAACCUGAAAAUAUUUGUACAUUUAUUUCUAGAAGUAUAUGCAUAUACAUAAUAUUAUAUAAAUAAAAAAUAUACCUUUGAUCUGCGCCUGUUGUUUGUGUAAGUUCAAUAGUCUAACCAACUCCUUUUUUUAACAUUUCACUGUCAGUUUCUUGCAUUUGCAUUCCAUUGCGUUGUAACCACUCUAUAAUUUCAGCUUUUUUGUUAUUGCUGCUGGGGGGUUUGUUAAUUUGAACUGAGUGUUAUGAAGCAUUGUCCAUUUAAAUAUAGUGAGGAGGCUCAUUAAAAUUUUCUAAUUUUCUAAUAGUUUUAUAAACUAUGUCUUAAACUUUUCACAAUUCAUUUCCUCGUGGUACUCACUGACUUAAAAGCCCACAGGCAAUUCGACGCAAUACCUGUAGCUGUGCCAGCGUGGCAAAUGAUUAAGCGCUGGCCCUUCAGGUGUUUUGUGCUGGAUUUGGCUGUGUCAUCCGUCCAAGCCUUACCUACAGUAUGAUUAGCGUUCUGCCACGUCUCAUCAAGGUAUACUACCUUCACCCAAUUAUCAAUUUGUUUGAUUUUGCGAAGAUAAACGCAUCGUAGUAAAGCUAUGUCAGUACGCUCCAUUAAUAUUUUUCUCUUGUCACAUUUUUUAUAGCAGAAUCCUUAUUUUUUCAAAACAAUUCUAAGGGAAGCCUUUGAAGAGUUUUGCAGCUUUUAAUGAAGAUAAUAACUUCUGGCAGGUCGGUAGUUCACCUCGUAGGUAGUAACCAUAAAUAUGAUUGCGUUUAGAAGCCUUAGUUUAGUUUUUGACGGCCUCCGUGGCGCAGUGGUAUGCGCGGUGGAUUUACAAAACGGAGGUCCUGGGUUCGAUCCCCGGCUGGGCAGAUUGAGAUUUUCUUAAUUUGUCCAGGUCUGGCUGGUGGGAGGCUUCGGCCGUGGCUAGUUACCACCCUACCGGCAAAAGACGUACCGCCAAGCGAUUUAGCGUUCCGGUACGAUGCCGUGUAGAAACCGAAAGGGGUGUGGAUUUUCAUCCUCCUCCUAACAUCACUUACCAUUAGGUGAGAUUGUAGUCAAGGGCUAACUUGUAAAAGAAUAAAAAAAAAAAAGCUAUAUCUAAAUCAAAAUCAUCAGUUUCUGUUAUAUGACAUAACCUUUUCUUUUUCUUCUUCGGUGUUAAUAGCUUAUUGUCCUCCAUGGACGACUCCCCAAACUUUUCCUUUGUUAUUCGAGAAACAGUAACCUUUCCGAUUCCUAGAGCAUCGGCUACACGAUCGCGAACAUUGUCAAGCUGUAACAAGGGUCCGCCAUUUUGUUGUUCACGAACAAAAUAGUCUCGCAAACGAACUACAAACUCGAACUUCACUGUUGAGAACAGUUUUCCGCUGUCUUCUCGGCAUUUUGCAAAACAAACAGGUAACAGAAAAUCAACAAAUAACACAAAAUAACAGCGAAAACAGAAACAAAACUCAGCUAACAAAGAACGACGUGGCGCAUACAAGGCGUUAGAGCACUCGUAUGACGAUGCGAUGCGGUGUGACUAGAAGACAAAACAGACUGACAAGACAUGACAUGACUGAAUUAAAAAAAUACAGUAGAUCUGUGGCCUCGUUUUAAAUAUUUUUACCAUUUAAUUUUGUUUUCGAAUUUCGACACCAUCUGAUCUGAACAAUCGAUUCCUGUUGUCAAUAUCUACUUCAGCAGGCUUUAACCGGGACUCUCCAAAUCUAUUUCUAACUUCUAUGAUGGACGGAUGUAUCUUGGUGGUAAACAUCAGGCCUAUCUUUACAUUUUUGGAAACGUAUAUUUUGUUUCUGCGAGCCCAUACAUGAUCGCCUUUUUUAAGUUUUUUGGUGGUUGCAUAUAGCGAUCUAUGUGAUAUGAUCUUUGCGAUUUGUACGCAACUUUCCAGUGCUAUGAAAAUAUGAUUAAUACAUAGAGGAAAAACAUUUUUUCCUAUAAAAUUAGACAUAGUUUUAACAAUAAUUUGUUUAAAUUGUACCUCAUUUAUGGUGAUUUCGGACUAUGUUUUCGGUUAUAAGACAAAUUUCAUACAAUGCUUUAGAAGCGUAUAUUAGACCUCUCUUGUCACGAAGGCCAACUAAUUUAUGUAUAUCAAGUUUAUUAUAUCAUUUGACAUCAUGUUGUCAAUGCAUAUAGCAUAUUUAAUUUUUCUUUGUACAAUUUUCACUACACAACCAGAUGCAAUAACCGAUCAUUAUAUUGAUAUAUUAUGACGGUUCUGUAUCGUUUAACAAGGCUGUUAAACACGUGGCUCCAAUUUCUGCCACUGCACUAAACCCCGCAUCUUCAUCAAAGUUCCACGAUAACGCGGUAGAAUUGAUAGAUUUCAAUGCAGAUGUGCAUGUUAAAAUAUCGAUAUUUUCCAUGGGAAUAUGGUUUCCCGCUUCACUAACUUUUAUUUCCAAAUGGCAUAAAAGUUUUCUGUAAAUCCCUUUCAGUUUACAAGCCCUUUCAGUUAGGUUACAUUUGUAUCCACCAUGCAUUCGGAUUGAACCGAAAAAUAUUUCUAAGUGGUCUCGGCUCACGCGAUAGGUACUACUAAAGUUUUAUAUAUGUGUUGAGUACUCUCUUUUCUCCUGGAUUUUUAAUUUGUCUAAAUUAAAAAUCCUGAUGGGCUGAAUAUGGUCUUAAUAUAAAUGGCCGCCGCCUAAAUCAUUUGAGAUUUGCAGACGAUCUCAUCUUGCUGGAAGAGGACCCAUAUAAAAUACAAAUAAUGGUACAGUCUUUAGCCAGUAAAAGUAAAGAAGUAGGCCUUUUAAUGAAUACUGCAAAAACAAAACUAAUGACUAACUCAAAAGAGGUUGAUAUAGUUCUGGAUGGAAAUAAGCUCGAGUAUGUACAAGAGUAUGUGUAUUUGGGUCAGACAAUUGCUCCUAUAGACCAAAUGUCAAAAGAAGUAAACAAGAGAAUCGCUAGUGGGUGGAGAAAAUACUGGUCACUAAAGGAAAUAAUGAAAAGCAAAGAAAUAAAUAUGUCCAUUAAGAGGAGAACCUUCAAUACGUCUAUACUCCCAUGUAUAACAUACGGAAGCGAAACUUGGUCCCUGACACAAAAACAUAGAGAAAAGAUAGCUAAGUGUCAGAGGGCAAUGGAAAGAAGUAUGUUGGGUAUAAGACUAACGGACAGGAUCACCUCAAGUGAGAUAAAACAUAGGAAAAAGGAUUACAAGAAAAUACUCCAAAUCUACCUCUUUACUUGGUGCGUUAUUGACAUUUGUGUAGUACACAAACUGUCCUCAUGAGGGCGUUUGUGUCGUUAUGGUUUUGGCGCGCAUCUGGACGGCACUGGGAGAAACAACGUUUCACUGUUCAGUUGCGCGCGACCCCCCGCAUGAGUAGUUGUCUUCUAGAGCUACAACGUUACUAAGAAUGAACCAACGCAGCAAACACCUAAAAAUUGAACAACAAAGGACGGAAAUCUUUUGAGUCUUUAGAGAGAUGUUGGAGAGUUUAGAGAGGCAACGGGGUUUUUUUAAACACCUGUACAAGACCAAUAAAAUGUGCUUACCGCCGCAUAAAAACUGACAAAAGCCACGGCAGAAAAGCAAACUGCAUUUUACUUGCUAAAUGAGAAUAAAGUAAUCCGCGUCUGUAAAACUUUUCUCAUUAACACUUUGGGUAUCACACAACGGAUUAUACGGACUGUUAUCGACCGCAAAGCAGAAUGAUGGUUUCAUUCCACCUGAUCAGUGAGGAAAACACGGAAAACAAUGUACUUUAGGACCUGAGGUUACACAAGCAGUAAAGGAGCAAAUCGAAUCAAUUCCAAGGAUUGAGUGUCACUAUCUCCGGACUAGUACUAGCAGACAAUUUAUUGAUGGGGGUUUGACAGUGGCAGAAUUACAUAAAAAUUAUUCAGAAAGUCAGAAAGAACAGAACAAGCCUAUUGUGAACUACGCCGCUUACACUUACUACGAACUACGACACAAACAAAGGAAACUUACGCAGGCGCUAGGCAACACCCCAGUGUCGCACUCACCAUUGUUCCUAUACUACAGCCUUUCUUGAUGAGUACUGUUUACCAACCAAGAAAUUAGAAAUGAAGGUAGAAACCGCAUGUCAUUUUAUAACUUAUUUAUUUUAAACUAUGUAUGGUUUGUUUAUAAAAUGUUAUAUAUAAUAUAUUAACUAUAUCUAAUUGUUCUAAGCUUAUUGAUCAUGUUUAUUUUCAUUUAUUAAGUAAUAAGACCAAGUUAAUUAUAAUAAUUAUUAGGUGUUAUAAUAAUUAUUAAGUGUAAUUUGACGGCCUCCGUGGCGCUGUGGUAUGCGCGGUGGAUUUACAAAACGGAGGUCCUGGGUUCGAUCCCCGGCUGGGCAGAUUGAGAUUUUCUUAAUUUGUCCAGGUCUGGCUGGUGGGAGGCUUCGGCCGUGGCUAGUUACCACCCUACCGGCAAAGACGUACCGCCAAGCGAUUUAGCGUUCAAAUCAAAAUCUUAGACUGCAUCAUCACUUACCAUCAGGUGAGAUUGUAGUCAAGGGCUAACUUGUAAAGAAAAAAAAAAAGGUGUGAAAAGACUAGUGGUUUAUGCCCUCGUUUUUAAUUUGUUUGUUGGUAAACAGUAUUCAUCAAGAAAGGCUGUAGUAUAGAUCGGACUUAUUACAGAGGCGAUGACUUUUCAGGAGCACAACAAAGCUGUACUAUUUUUAUGCCAUUUAUUUAAUCAAGCAAUAAAAGCUGCAAAUGAAAGACUCCACGCACUACCCAGCAUUACUGUAGGAUACAUUUGGAAGAGAUUCACAAAAAAAAAUUGUACAUUUUGCUUUCAUACAUAUUUUGAGAAAGAAA